AUCCGGAUAAACAAACGGGGGAGUUGCGGCUCGGACUGAGGCGGACAGGCAGCCUGUAUCCUGACAUUUUUUUGCAAAAAUAUUCCGGAUAAUAAUGCAGUCUUCCAAGAGGAGCGAGAAUGACUGGCAGGGGCUGGUGAGCGAGUUCCUGGUGUGUAAGCGGAAGCUGGAGAGUAAGAAGGAGGCUCUGCUCAUCCUGUCUAAGGAGCUGGACACCUGUCAGCAGGAGAGGGAUCAGUACCAGCUGAUGGCCAACCAGCUGAGGGAGUGCCACCAGGGACUGAAGAAGAAGUACAGGGAGCUCAUCGACGGUGACCCUUCUUUGCCACCAGAAAAACGCAAUCAAGUGAACCUGGCUCAGCUGCUGAGAGACUCCAGGGAACGAGCCAAAAAGCUGACGGAGGAGGUGAAGGAGCUGACGCAGAGGCUGACGGAGGCCCAGGGGGACAGCAAGCUGCUAAGGCUGACCAUAACUCGACAGAGGCUAGGCGAUGAGGAGGUGGGGCCGCGACAUUUCCCCCCCCAUGAACGUGAGGACCUUGUUCACCAGCUGGAGAGAGCAGGGCUCCAGAUGGAUGAGAUGGAGCACAACAUGAAGGCUCUGACCGACGAGCUGCAGGACGUGAAGGCGGAGCGCGGCGUGUUCAGGGAGAAGACCUACCGCCUGAACGUGGAGCUCAACCACGUCCUGGGCAACCGUGAGGCACGCAUCAUUGAUGUGGAUGCCCUCUGCAUGGAGAACAGGUAUUUGCAGGAGCGGUUGAGCCAACUGCAAGAGGAUGUGAACCUGCUGAAAUCCAACAGCAUGAAAUACAAGACAGCUCUUGAGAGGAGGAAGAACUCCAGCACGUACGGAAAGUCAAACAGCAGCAGUCCGCUAACUGGAGUCCUCUCGGCAAAACAAGUCCAGGAGCUGUUCCUGGAGGAGCCGGGCUGCAGCCUGCCAGCCACGCCUCAGUCCAUCUCCGACCUCAAGUCUCUGGCCACGGCUCUGUUGGAGACCAUCCACGAGAAGAACCUGGUCAUCCAGCACCAGAGGCACACCAACAGGAUCCUGGGAAACAGAGUCGGAGAUCUGGAGAGGAAGCUGAAGACGUUAGAGGUGUCAGGACUGUGGAGUCUCCCAGGCUUGACCUACCGCGUAUCUGUGGGAAUUGGGAGAACACGAGACAACAACACAAUGAAUGAAAAUCUUCAACCGGAGCUUCACCCAACACAAGCCACGCCUUCCCCACACCUGCAGCCACCCAAAGAUGGAUCAUCGUGGGAAUGCCACUCCGCUGGCAGCGACCUCGGCACAGAUGGCACACCUGCACUGCUCCAAAUCCUGCAGCCUCUCCCGGGGUUGGAGACGAAUGGAAUUGACAGGAGAGACGGAGAAAUCUUGACGGAAGACGGAGCCCCCUUGGAGCUGGGGGAGGGGCGCAGUCCGGUGGAGGAGGCGGGGCAUGAGGUGGAGGGGGUGGAGGAUGAAGAGCUGGGCUCCACGGUGGAGGAAGGAGAGGAGGCCGCUCUGGCGCUAGGUGUCACAGCCACUGACUCACACCUUCCCUGGCUUCCAAUCAAACAAGCGUCUGCGGAUCUUUCAGAGGCGGGUCGGCAUCAGCCCGGAGAGUCCCAGGACGAUGGGUCAGAUCAUGAACCUGAACAUGUAGAAGCCUCAACCCCAGAGAGCCGGUCCAGCACAGGGGAGUGGGACGUUUUGGAUCUGCGCAGGGACGCCUGUCGAUCUGAAAACUUGGCAUGAUCUCCCCUCGCUUAAAGACUUACUCAAACUCUUCUCAUUCUUAUUGAUAAUUGGCAAAGCCUUGUGAAGCUGAACGGCUUGUCAGUAUGACGUUUCAACGAUAUGUGUAGGAGGUACUCCAAAGGAUUCCUGAAAAACUAGUUCUGAAAUAUCAGAGAGAAGUAGACAAACAUAAGUACACUAUGCAUUGAAAGUUAACUCUCAAUAUAAUUUGAGAAUGAAAGGAUAUUCAAAUCAAGGGAAAAGCUUACCGGUCCAAAAGCAAGUGGCACUUUACAUUUGAAUAACUUAUGUUAAGGGUAAACAGAGACAUGAAUGUUAUUGCGCAGCAGGGUAAUUCAAUGUAGUGAUUUAUUUUAGGCUCCCUACAGCUUUCAUUAUGUAAUUAUAAUAAUAAUACAUGGUAUUUAUAUAGCGCUUUUCCUGGUGCUCAAAGACGCCUAUACCAUACAAGUCAAUUACCCCCCUUUAACCUUUGUUUAAAGCCAGGGUUCUUGUGGAUACUUAAACAUUCUUAAAAGGCAUUGAAUUAUUGAAUCUAAAAGUAAGGCAUUCAUUGGUAAUACAAUGUCUAAAAUCAAUCUUUUACAGUCUAAAAACUGCUAAGACAUAGAAAGUAGUAACAGGAAGUAGUAGUUUUGCCUCUAAGAUAUUUGACUUCGGUUAGCUAACGUAUUUGGACAGUAGCUGUUUUUAGGGAGGGGCUUAGCCAAGGUUUGAUGGCAUGAAUCAUCCUGAGUUCACUCAGCGUGGCCAGCGCUCAUUAGCUCCCUGCUCCACCUAGCCGCUCUGUUUUAGUCAAUAAAACGGAGAGAAAACACUUUUUCAGCCGGAGGUUCAUUUUGUACACAGACAUGAACAGACAAUCUUAAAAUGAAUGGAGUUGCAAACUUCAUGCCCUACAGGAAGAGUUACGAGAAUAACAAAUAUGGCAGCCUCCCUCCGUCCUCCCCCUGCGAUUCGAUAAUCCCAAAUGUUUGCUUUCUUCUUCCUCCUAAGGGAUGCCACUAACUGAGAGCUUUUAAUCUCAUAGGGGGUCUUAAUUGACUUGCCGAAAAUUGAGAAGAAUGUGCUUUGUACAUUAUGUGUAAAUGAAUAACUCUAAUAUUACAGAUUCUAUUGAUGUCUAUCCAUCUGUACGGGUGAAUCAGUGAGUUUUUAUUUUUAUUUAUUUGUAUUUAUUUAGAUGUAGGUAUUUGGAUGAGACUACAUGUGCCUUAUAUGUGGGAAACACUGGUAUUUAUUCAUAUAAACUGCAUAAACCUGCAAUAUGAAGUUGGUAUUUUCUGACUCAUGCACAUACAAAACAAAAACACUUUGACAUUGAGCGUUUUUGAUUUAUAUUUUUUUCCACGCAGACAGGAACUUCCUCUGAUCUAAACUUGUGGUUGACUUUGUGAACUUAUAUUUGUUUGAGCUUUCACACACUGAUGAGGUUUGUUUGAUAUCAAUUUUCUGCACCAGAAAAUGAGCCCAUAUCUGCAGCAAAUCUCUUCUCUCUCUCAUU
Molecule: messenger RNA, 3254 nt
Organism: Gymnodraco acuticeps
Lineage: Eukaryota; Metazoa; Chordata; Actinopteri; Perciformes; Bathydraconidae
Gene: ccdc149a
Product: coiled-coil domain containing 149a
Exons: 13
Coding region: 95-1747 (550 amino acids)
Source: RefSeq, a predicted model, not a curated record